AUGGACACACGCACUUCGGGAUCAGCCAUGCAUUCAGUGCUACCCCUGCAUUCCUCCGCUCACACGCCCCCGUCCAACCCCGCAAAAAGGGGAUCCACAGUGCGACGACUCGUCCGGGCAGGCCAAGGCCAAGCGCCACAGUUGGGCGGGCGAAACUGUGUGGUGCUCCAAUGUGUCUCUCGAGCCACCCCCGGUCCGUCAGGCCAAUUGUCUCAGACCACCGUAGAGGCGUUUGAGACUGAAAACAACGCCUCGGAGCAGCCAAUAGAGUCGCUGAGCGACACCGAGGCCGUUGACACCGCCAAACAUCUCGCGGAAGCCGAGAUCGAGGCUGGGUCGUACGUCCUGCUCCCCAUCAAAUUCCACAACUCCACCGCCGUCGUCAACUUCGACUUCGAGAACAUGGGAGGCGGCCACAAGCUUCCGCCGGGCGCUGUCGAGGCCCGCUAUCCCCUCCGGCCCACCAAGCCGAAGGGCAAGCUCAUCCCCAAGAUCUACAAGGAUCGCAUCGAGAGCUUCUACAAGGAAGGCCAGUAUGAGAAGUACAAUCUUCGCGCGAUGAUGUUUGAGGGCGCGGCUGUCGGUGAGAAGUAUGUCCAGCUGAGCUCGUGGGCUGCGCCCGACCUCACUCGGCCCAAGUUCAAAGAGGCCACAUCGCACAAGUUCGAGCCCGCCAAGGUGGGCGACUGGUUCGGCCCGUCUUGGGCCACUCACUGGUUCAAGAUCGAGGUGACCGUUCCCUCGGAGCUCCGCGACAAGGAGCGCCUCGAGUUCCACUGGGACGCAGACACCGAGGGCAUGGUCUGGUCCCAGGGCGGUGAUCCAUUGCAGGGCCUGACCGGAGGCGGCGAGCGUGUCGAGUGGAUCCUGCCCGACUCGUUCCGCGAUGGCAAGUCCCAUACCUUCUACAUCGAGAUGGCCUGCAAUGGCAUGUUCGGCACCGGAGAGGGCAUCCAGCCCCCGGACCCCAACAAGCAGUUCAAGCUCAAGACGGCCGACAUCGUCGCCGUCAACUUGCAGGCGCGUGGUCUCUUCAUCGACUCCUGGAUCAUCGGAGAUGCUGCCAGAGAGUUUCCUGAGAACUCCCGUCAGCAGCACCAAGCAUUGGUUGUCAUUAACCGUAUCGUCGAUACUUUUGAGCUGGGCAAUAAGGACUCCAUCAUUGAGUGUCGCAAGAUCGCUCAAGAGUACAUCGGAAAGCAUGUCGACUCUGCGAAAGUCUACCAGAGCGGCACCACUCCCGAGGUCUUCGGCGUCGGCCAUUGCCACAUCGACACCUGCUGGCUCUGGCCGUGGGCCGAGACUCGCCGCAAGACCGCCCGCUCCUGGACCAACCAGUGCAACCUCAUGGACCAGUACCCUGAGCUCAACUUUGUCGUCUCUCAGGCCCAGCAGUACAAGUGGCUCAAGGAGGACUACCCCUACGUCUACGAGCGCCUCUCAAAGAAGGUCAAAGAGGGCCAGUUCCACCCCAUCGGUGGCAGCUGGGUCGAGCACGACACCAACAUGCCCAGCGGCGAGUCUCUCGUCCGCCAAUUCCUCUACGGCCAGAGGUUCUUUGAGGGCCACUUUGGAAAGCGCUGCGAGACCUUUUGGCUUCCAGACACGUUUGGAUACUCGAGCCAGCUCCCUCAGCUGUGCCGCCUCGCUGGCAUGGGCCGCUUCCUGACCCAGAAGCUCAGCUGGAACAACAUCAACAACUUCCCGCACACGAGCUUCAACUGGGUCGCCUUGGACGGCACCCAGGUGCUCUGCCACAUGCCGCCUUCGGAGACUUACACUGCCGAUGCGCACUUUGGCGAUGUCAAGCGAAGCAUCGAGAAUCACAAGUCUAUGGACGCUGAUCACACCUCACUCCUCGUCUUUGGCAAGGGAGAUGGCGGUGGUGGUCCGACCUGGGAGCACCUCGAGAAGCUUCGUCGUUGCCGCGGCAUGGCCGACACUGUUGGCCUGUUGCCGACUGUGCACAUGGGCAACACUGUGGACGAUUUCUUUGCUCAGCUUGAGACCAAGGCUGACAAGCUCCCCACCUGGAACGGCGAGCUCUACUUUGAGCUCCACCGUGGCACUUACACCACCCAGGCUAACAAUAAGCUGAACAACCGCAAGGGAGAGUUUAUCCUCCGCGAUAUCGAGAUGCUGGCCACUUUUGCGUCUCUCAAGGACAGCUCGUUCAAGUAUCCCAAGAAGGAGAUCGACUUCAUGUGGGAGGCCGUCCUGCUCUGCCAGUUCCACGACUGCCUGCCCGGCAGCUCCAUCGAGAUGUGCUACGACGACUCGGACGAGCUGUACGCCGAGGUCUUCAAGACCGCCAAGCGCGUUCUCAACGACAUCUACAAGGCCCUGGGCGUCUCCGACCAGCCCGCCAUUGCCGGAGCCACGGAGGUCGCGCUCAACACUCUGCCCUGGCACCGUCGCGAGGUCGUCGACACCGCCGACGGCAAGGGCGCCAUCGCCUCUGGCGCCGGAAACCUGCUGACACUCGAGCCCAUCCAGGCUGCUGGUGAGCCUGCCGUCAGCAUCAAUGAAGUCAACAAGGGUGUCUUCGUCAUGCAGAACGAUCAGCUCCGCGUUCAGAUCGAGGACGGCGUCAUCACGUCGCUGUUCGACCGCAAGGCCGACCGCGAGGUCCUGGCCAAGGGGGGCAAGGCCAACCAGUAUGUCAUCUUUGACGACAAGCCGCUCUACUGGCAGGCGUGGGACGUCGAGGUCUUCCACCUCGAGUCGCGCAAGGAGCUCGCCAGCGGCCCUUCGGAGAUCAGCGAGGACAAGGGCCACCGCGUCAGCGUCGUCACCAAGACCAAGAUCAGCGAGCUGAGCUCCCUGGUCACCACCAUCAGCCUCUCGGCCGCCAUCGAGGGCGAGCUGUCGUCGGUCGAGGUCACCUGCGACGUCGACUGGCACGAGUCGAUGAAGUUCCUCAAGGUCGAGUUCCCCGUCGACAUCACCAACGACGAGGCCUCGUACGAGACGCAGUACGGUCUCGUCCGCCGGCCCACGCACUACAACACCACCUGGGACAUGGCCAAGUUCGAGGUCUGCUGCCACAAGUUUGCCGACCUGUCGGAGCACGGCUACGGCGUGUCGGUCCUCAACGACAGCAAGUACGGCUUCGCGACCAGCGGCAACGUCAUGCGGCUGUCGCUGCUGCGCUCGCCCAAGGCUCCCGACGCCCACGCCGACAUGGGCGCGCACCACAUCCGCUGGGCCAUCCUGCCGCACGCGGGCCGCCUCGGCGCGGCCACGGUCCGCAAGGGCUACGAGUUCAACAACAAGCUCAAGGUGCUCUCGGCGCCCGACCCGCAGGCCGUCGCCGCCACGGGCCUCGUCGGCAGGUGCCCCGUCCGCCUGGCGGGCGACGCGAGCCUCGUGCUCGACUGCGUCAAGCGCGGCGAGGACGACGAGGACGUCGGCCGCGACGAGGGCAUCCCGCGCCGCAAGGGCCGCAGCGUCGUGCUGCGCUUGUACGACAGCCUCGGCGGCAGGAGCCGCGGCGUCGUCGAGACGAGCUACGACGUGCGCAAGGUGUUCAAGACGAACGUGCUCGAGGACGACCUCGAGGAGGUCCCCGUCGACGAGCACGGCCGGUUCGCGAUCGAGCUCCAUGCUUUCGAGGUUGCGACUUAUCGUCUGCAACUUUGA
Thyridium curvatum is the source of this 3642-nucleotide messenger RNA. RefSeq lists its product as uncharacterized. Gene Ontology annotation, biological process: oligosaccharide catabolic process; mannose metabolic process. The record is from RefSeq and is a predicted model, not a curated record. Lineage: Eukaryota; Fungi; Ascomycota; Sordariomycetes; Thyridiales; Thyridiaceae. The coding region runs from base 1 to 3642 and encodes 1213 amino acids. Gene Ontology annotation, molecular function: carbohydrate binding; alpha-mannosidase activity. The transcript is spliced from 3 exons. Gene Ontology annotation, cellular component: fungal-type vacuole membrane.